CUGGAAGCAGACGCUGAAAGAGGCUUGGAACAAAACCAGCAGAGACAUUGGUCAUCUUUACAAACCAUUGCCUUUUGUCGGGAAAUAUCCACCGCAACUAUGUGUGUCACACCACUAUCCCAGGUUCAAAUCACCCAGCGCUUAAUCAAGCCCUGGGAUCGGAUUCCAAACACUUCAGUCCAAUUUAAGCCUCUCCUUAUCUACCACUCAGCUUUCACCGGUUCUGCCUCACAGAUAUCCAAUCACCUCAAACAAGUCGGAGCGGUGAAGCAGCAGUGGAUCUAUUCCAUGUACCCUACAAGCCAUUUCCAUUCGAGUACGCAUGAAGUUCUCAGCGUGGUUGCCGGAAAGGCAAAGCUUUGCUUCGGUCAUGAGGAAAAUCCGGACCGGUUUGAGCCAACUGUUUACAAGGGCGACGUCAUUAUCGUUCCAGCAGGGGUUUCGCAUCGACUGCUUGAAGAUCUAGACGGCCAUUUUAGUAUGGUUGGGUCGUAUCCGCCUGGAAAGGAUUGGGAUAUGUGCUAUGGUAAAGUGGGAGAAGAAGAGAAGAUCCAGAGCAUAGGCUCUCUGGGCUGGUUCAGCAAAGAUCCGCUUUACGGAGAUCAAGGGCCAGUGCUGGAAGUAUGAUCCCACUUAAAGCUGCAAGGUCUUGACAUUCUUAUCACGAUACGAACCGCUGUCGAUACAAGUACUAUGUACGGAGUACGGAGGAGUAUUAUACAUAAUCUUGAAAACCAUACUUUCAAUCCCCACACAUAAUUUUCCUUUUCGCCGUGCUCCAGAUACCAAAUGAGAAAAUAUAAAUAGGAAAAUAAAGAGGGAACGUAUAUUAUAGUUUGAUGGUGGGAAAAUGAAGGUAGUAUAGAACUAGGAAAUUCUGCGGGCAGGGGCGAUAGAUGUUCAUGAUGUAGAUAGAGGACGAAAGUGUAAAAUCCGAGGGUAUAAAGGAGUUAUUAUUUGGCAGAUACACGUUCAACAACCCU
This is a messenger RNA of Coccidioides immitis RS, 983 nucleotides long. Its product is annotated as cupin domain-containing protein. NCBI's taxonomy places the organism in Eukaryota, Fungi, Ascomycota, Eurotiomycetes, Onygenales, Onygenaceae. Bases 100 to 627 code for a protein of 175 amino acids. The record is from RefSeq and is a predicted model, not a curated record. The transcript has a single exon.